Macadamia integrifolia is the source of this 1481-nucleotide messenger RNA. RefSeq lists its product as uncharacterized. Lineage: Eukaryota; Viridiplantae; Streptophyta; Magnoliopsida; Proteales; Proteaceae. The coding region runs from base 793 to 1221 and encodes 142 amino acids. The transcript has 2 exons. The record is from RefSeq and is a predicted model, not a curated record.
UCCCAAACCCCAGAAGAGAGAGAAAUAGAGAAGAGAGAGAAAGAGAGAGAAUCCGGGGUGAAGGGGGGUUGUUUACCUUAGUAUCCUGAGUUCAAAAAAUUUAAUAGAUCCAAACCCUAACCCUAAGAUAAAAGGGUCUCCGCAGGAGUAGUAGUUGAAGAAGAGGCAACCAUCGCCUCCAUCUGUGUCGAAAUUAAAUUCUUUUCUUUCAAUUCCAAAUUUCCAACCCCUGUCUCCCUAUACUUCUUCUUCUUCUUCUUUAUUUAUAGGCUUCCUUCUCUGGGUAGAAGACUCUAAAAUAAAAAAUCUCUCUUUGUAUUCUCUUUCUUUCUCUGAUUUCAAUUCGCUUUUCAGAUCCUAGAAUUCCAAAUUCUUUCUUCUCUCAACUCUGGCCGUUGUGAAUGGUGGAAACUGACGUCUGUGAUUUCAUGCUUUACUCACACCCUGCGAGGGCAACCGCGCGAUUCCCAGCCGCGCAGUUUUCCUCUCAAUCUUUCUUUGCAGUAGCCCACCAUUGCCUUCCUUUCUCUGCUGCAUCUGUCUUCUCCUUCGGUUCCUGCAAGCAAGGCUGGUACUACCGCUGCCUCGGCGUUGAUCCCUGAAGAAAUUAACCCGUUUUCCUUCCUACCCAUCUCACCUUUCUUCGAUCUAUCAUCGCCUUAAUCUCUAUUCUUAUCGGGUUUCGUUUCUUUUGUUUUGAUUCGAUUCAAUUCGAUUCUCAUAACCCUUCAUCUUGUUCAGUUAUUUUGGUAGCGCAUUCGAUCAGAUACAUCAAAUAGAAGAAAAAAAAAUAUGUUGCUUCAGAAGCCCAAGAAGAACAACCAGAGCGUCAAGGGCAAACGCCUCUUGAUCACCAUCAAUGUCCUGGGAAGCGCAGGACCUCUUCGAUUCGUUGUCAAUGAGGAAGAACUCGUGGCCGCGGUCAUUGACACCGCCCUUAAAUCUUAUGCUCGCGAGGGUCGUCUCCCUGUUCUGGGUUCUGAUCUGAAUAAUUUCCUCCUUUACUGCGCCAAUGCCGGAGCCGAUGCUUUGAGUCCGUGGGAGACCAUUGGAUCUGGCGGAGGAAGGAAUUUCGUGCUGUACAAGAAACCGCAGCAUCAGCCAACCGAGUCAGUUGGAGGUGAGAAACCAACACCGACGCAGAUGAUUGCUAGGAAGGGAAAUGGUGGCUGGAAAUCAUGGAUUAACAAAUCCCUGAGUCUCAAGAUCUAUUCUCAUUGAUUCCAAAUUCAUGGAAUCUUCGAUGAAGGAAGAAGGAAGAGGGAAGAUACCCUCAAAAGACUUCACUUUGAUCAUUUAAAAUUGAUGUUCCUCUUCAAAACAAAUAUAAUGGAGAUUAUGGAACACCUUUAUUUCCUGUCAUAAUUUGCUUUAUUUUUUUAGAUUUUGGGUUUCGUGUUUCGAGAAUGAUGAAUGUUCUCCAUUGAAUAAAAAGUUGUGCUCCUUCCCGAGCUUUGAACUCGGAUGAUCUUCGAUAAUAA